CCCACUGACCAAUAAGCACAGAGGCCUUUCUGUACCGUGUCGCUACUGUAGUCACGGCAGAUACGUGCCUUUGUGCGCAUCUAAGCCCCAAUGGCCUCCUAGCAGCUGCAGAACUCAGCGUUUCUGCACCGGGAACGGGCCAGCGCUGUUCGCGCUUACAGCUCGUCUCCAAAUGCGACCGGGGCUGGCAGGCAUAGCAGCGGAGAUGCUGAGCGGUGUCACCGGCAGGGCCAGGCCGAGGCUCGGCAGCCUCUUCCUCGCGCCCGCAACCAAAACAUUGCCGGCGCUGCAGUCAGGCACCGGGAAUCACAGAUUCCGAUCCACCUCUUCCGCGCAGGGCUUCUCGGAGCUGGCUAGAGAGCGGUCGAAGACCGUCACCUCGUUUUACAACCAGUCUGCCAUCGAUGUUUCGGCAGAGAAGGCUUCGGUGCGGCUGACUUUAGCCACCCUGCUGUAUUCUGGGAAGUCUCCGGACGGACACCACAUCUUGAGCAGUGGCAAGUACCUUCACAAGGAGCUGCCUGUGCGGAUCGCCCAUCGCAUCAAGGGCUUCCGCAGUCUGCCCUUCAUCAUCGGCUGCAACCCCACCAUUCUUCAAGUGCAUGAGCUGUACAUCAGGGCCUACCACAUGGUCAGUGACUUUCCCCAGAUCAAGGAUCAGGAAGUGGAGGCUCGGUUCUGUAAACUGGUGCAGCAGCUGCUGGACGACCACAAAGACGUGGUCACCAUGCUGGCCCAGGGCUUCAGGGAGUGCCGCAGACACAUCCAGGAUGAGACCAUCAUCAGGAGCUUCUUGGACACGACGCUGUGCUCCCGUCUGGGGAUCCGAAUGUUGGCCACGCACCAUCUUGCUCUUCAUGAAGAUAACCCGGAUUUCGUGGGGAUCAUAUGCAGACGCCUGUCGCCUAAAAAGAUCAUCGAGAAGUGGGUGGACUUCUCCAGACGUUUGUGUGAACACCAGUACGGAAACUCUCCGAGGGUCCGGAUCAACGGACACGUGGCGGCCCGGUUCCCCUUCAUCCCUCUGCCUCUGGACUACAUCCUGCCAGAACUCCUUAAGAACGCCAUGAGGGCCACCAUGGAGAGCCACCUGGACACGCCGUACAACGUCCCCGACGUGGUCGUCACCAUCGCCAACAACGACAUCGACUUUGUCAUACGGAUCUCUGACCGUGGAGGCGGCAUCCCUCACAGAAUCAUAGACAAAGUGAUGGACUACCACUUCAGCACCGCCGAGGAGAGCGUGCAGGACCCCCGCAUGAGCAACCUGUUCAACACCAUCACCAACAGCGGCAACCAGUCCAGCCCCAUGCACGGCUUUGGCUUCGGCCUGCCCACAUCCAGGGCCUACGCCGAGUACCUGGGCGGCUCUCUGUCCGUGCAGUCCAUGCAGGGCAUCGGCACGGACGUCUACCUGCGUCUGCGCCACAUCGACGGCAAAGGAGAGAGCUUCAGGGUGUAGAGCUGAUCCCCGUAGGUCCAAACGGAGGAAGCGGGCCGUGCCAGAUGGUUAUUUCCCAACAUAAAGGCAGCAGGGACAGCCGUCAGAUCUCCUUUGUUUCGCCUUUGACUGAUUAUAAGCUAUGUUAGCUCUCCAUUCAAUGAUUUCCCUUUUUUUUUUUGCGUUUUGUACCCUGUGGCAUGUCGUCUCAAAGCUUCGUCGGCUCAUGAAUCGUUGAUUGUUUUUUUUUUUUGUUUUAGGACAAACUGCAUGAUAAAGAGAGAGAGAGGGCAGGAGGAGGCUUCUUUUUAAGAAGUUUCUUUUUCAGAUGAACUGAUGUGACGGAUUUGUAAAUGAUUCUUGUUUCCAAAC
This is a messenger RNA of Fundulus heteroclitus (mummichog), 1813 nucleotides long. It is a transcript of the gene bckdk, whose product is annotated as branched chain ketoacid dehydrogenase kinase. The transcript has 11 exons. The record is from RefSeq and is a predicted model, not a curated record. Gene Ontology annotation, biological process: regulation of glucose metabolic process; protein phosphorylation. NCBI's taxonomy places the organism in Eukaryota, Metazoa, Chordata, Actinopteri, Cyprinodontiformes, Fundulidae. Gene Ontology annotation, molecular function: pyruvate dehydrogenase (acetyl-transferring) kinase activity. The coding region runs from base 173 to 1462 and encodes 429 amino acids. Gene Ontology annotation, cellular component: mitochondrion.